This is a messenger RNA of Nymphaea colorata (pocket water lily), 1637 nucleotides long. Its product is annotated as high mobility group B protein 6-like. NCBI's taxonomy places the organism in Eukaryota, Viridiplantae, Streptophyta, Magnoliopsida, Nymphaeales, Nymphaeaceae. The transcript has 10 exons. The record is from RefSeq and is a predicted model, not a curated record. Gene Ontology annotation, molecular function: DNA binding. Bases 62 to 1558 code for a protein of 498 amino acids.
AGUGCCAACUACUGUCUUCCGCCUCUCAGAGCAGGAAAGCCAUCCUUUCAAUUUCCCAGCCAUGGCGUCCAUUCUUGCAGAUCAGCAAUCGGCAAAUCUUCCCAAGAAAUCAAGGAAGCCAUUGAAGGCGAGGAAAAACCCGGAGAACGAGGAUAAUAUCAUGGUCGGUAAUGCCUGUGAACCUUCUCCUGUUGGGCUGUCAUCCAUCCCAAUUGCAGACAAGGAGAACCCCAAACAUGGGGCUCGGAAAAACAAGAAGAACAUUUCCGAAUCACUGGCCGUGGAGUUGCAGAAGAUGCAGGAGAAACUCGAAAGUCUAUCGCUGGAGAAACAGAGAGCGGAGGAGCUCUUGAAAGAGCGAGAUGCGCUUCUGAAGCAGAAGGAAGAGGAGCUCGAGAUCAGAGGGAAGGAUCAGGAGAGGCUCCAGAUUGAAAUUAAGAAGCUGCAGAAGCUGAAGGAGUUCAAUCCCAAUGUGGCACUCCCCACAAGCACAUCAGAAGACAAGCAGAAGGACAAGAAAGAGAAGAAAGCAAAGAAGAAGAAGGAUAAGAAGCCAUGCUCGGCAUAUAUCUUGUGGAGCAAAGAACAGUGGAAUCAGGUGAAGAGCGAGAAUCCUGGGGCAGAAUUUAAGGAGAUCAGCAACAUUCUUGGAUCAAAAUGGAAAAGCUUGAGCGUAGAGGAGAAGAAGCCUUAUGAAGACAGAUGCCAAGCUGAUAAACAAGCAUACCAACAGAUUGUUGGGAAGGAGAAGCGUGAGAAUGAAGCAAUGAAGCUGCUCAUGGAACAGCAGAAACAGAGAAUAGCUAUGGAGUUGUUAGAGCAGUAUCUCCAGUUCAAACAGGAUGGGGAUAAAGAGGCCAAGAAGAAAGGGAAAGAGAAGGACCCUUUGAAACCCAAGAAGCCAUUGUCAUCCUUCUUUUUGUAUUGUAAUGAAAGAAGGCCGUCUCUAGUUACACAGAACAAUAAUGUAUUGGAGAUUUCCAAGAUCGUAGGAGAAGAGUGGAAGAACAUGACAGAGGAGGAUAGGGCACCAUAUGAAGAAGCUGCAAAGAAGGAAAAGGAACAAUAUUCACGUGAAAUGGAACUCUAUAAGCAGAAAAAAGCAGAGGAAGAGGAGAAUAUCCGUCGGCAAGAGGAAGAGAACACCAAGGUGCAGAAACAGGAGGCGUUGCAAUUGCUAAAGAAGAAGGAAAAAACAGAAAAGAUAAUCAAGAAGGUAAAGGCAACACACAAGAAGAAGAAAGAGAACAGAGACACCAACAAGCCCAAGAAACCACCAACUUCUUUCCUGCUUUUCAGCAAAGAAGCUAGAAAGACGUUGAUGGAGGGGAAUCCAGGCGUCAGCAACAGCACAUUGCACGCUCUCAUUUCAGUGCGUUGGAAGGAAUUAAAUGAGGCGGACAAAAAGAUAUGGAAUGAGAAAGCAGCAGAAGAGAUGGAAGCGUACAAGAAAGCAAUGGAAGAAUACAACAGAUCAACAGAAGCUGAAGGCAACAAGUCGCUGCCCACUGACAAGGUUCAAUCAAGGAAGUUGAACGUGUUCAAAGAGGUCCAUUGAACACGAUUUGAUUUUGUUUUUCCAGUUUGGUCCUUGAAGGGGAUCCUAGUUAAUGCAAGCUAACAGUGUUCUUUCCCAA